AUGUCUUUCCACCCAAUUCAUGGCCAGGAUCCAAUAAAAGUGCUGAAGCAGCUAGAAGGCUCUCAGCUCAUACUGCCUGUUGUCUCAAUAGGGAAUACGCCUCAAUUGGCAGCCGAUCUACUAAUACACACGUUGCCUGCGAAGCUAGUGGCGAGACUGGAUGAUAUUUAUCUAUAUCCGUUUGCAUCACCCGUGGACUAUGUGGAUGACCCCAAGCAGGGAAUCACAUCAGGCUUGGAGAUUUAUUACAACGAGCUGCACCAAGUGACCAUUUUGCAACAAAGAUCUCCAAUCCUGCCAGGUUUGACAGCCAAGUUUCUCAAGGAGCUGAUAGUGCCGUUUGUGCGUAUGGCCCAAUUUGGUAGGGUGGUGAUUCUACAAAGCAACGACGCUGGUCUUCGUGAGGACAAAGACGUGGACCAUUUGUUUCUACUGUGGGCCAACGAUAUUGCCAAAACUCUUGAGACGUUCAGAAUUUCUGAUAACAGCAUUGGUGUGAUCUCCGACAAGUCGGAUCUCGAUGGCAUGGGGAAGCUGAUACUUGAUGCGUUUGAGGAUCGAAAUGAGGAUUCCUCGAGUCUUGGCCCCGUGGUGAAAGGGUCAUUGAAGCUCGCAAGCACACCUUCUGCGUCGAUCGACGCAAUAUUUCUGUCGAUCUUUGUGUACGAGGGCGACAACUCGGACGAUUCCAAGCAAUUGGCUUCGCAGCUCCUCCGUGUGCUACAUGUGGACGAGCCUGCAGAAUGGACAACCCCGAUCUCCUGGCGUGGAGUGUACGGCAACAAACAAAUUCCUGUUGGGAUGGAGUAUGGUGUGUACACAUAA
Molecule: messenger RNA, 825 nt
Organism: Ogataea angusta
Lineage: Eukaryota; Fungi; Ascomycota; Pichiomycetes; Pichiales; Pichiaceae
Exons: 1
Coding region: 1-825 (274 amino acids)
Biological process (GO): proteasome assembly
Cellular component (GO): cytosol; nucleus
Source: RefSeq, a predicted model, not a curated record